Molecule: messenger RNA, 3360 nt
Organism: Caretta caretta (loggerhead turtle)
Lineage: Eukaryota; Metazoa; Chordata; Testudines; Cheloniidae
Gene: PRR22
Product: proline rich 22
Source: RefSeq, a predicted model, not a curated record
CCAGAUGGCACCCUGUGGGUGCUUUUUCGAUCCCCGGAUAUAUCGCAUAGAAUGGGCAACGACCAAUUUCGUGCAACCGUCCAUUUAUAAGCUCACGGGUGGAUCAAGUUCACCAAACGCUUACCUUCUGGACACCCACAGAUACCUCAAGAGUCCUGUCCAGACAGUCCCCUACCCACCCUUCCACCCGAUCCCAAGCAACCCCCAGUACAUCAUGCCUUAUUUCAAUCAGGAGGGCCCUGCUAAUGGGACAGAACAAGUUAAUUUGGUUCCUCACCCACUCCAUGACUCUCCAUUUCUUGAGAUGCCUCAGCCCCAGGAAGAAGGUCAGAACAAUGACAGCAAACUGCCCCAGCUCCUUCUAUCGCUGCCUGGACUCAGCCAGAAUGAGCAGGGCCUCCAGAUAAGCCCCUACAGCCACCUUAAGGGUACGCCAAGUCCCCACAACCCGAAGUGUGAAGGGUUUGAUGGUUUGCAGGUGGAGGGGGAAGAACUCAAAGAAAAUCACAUGAGCCAGAACCUCCUAUUGAAUACACAGAUCCCAGACACUUGCAUCGAAGAUCAAAACCCUCUUUCCAGUCCCAGUGUUGCAAACGCGCAGGUGAUGGUGAAGGCAGUGUCCUGUCCUCUGCAGGACAGCCUCGGAGCUGAAGCCAGCACAGUGCUGGACACAGAGGAGCCCUUCGAUCUGCCUGAGAAGGUUUUGCUGGAAGAUGCGAUGAAGCUGUUUGAUUGCUCUCCAGCUAACUCGGACUCGGAGGUUUCCAGAGACAACCUGAGCCGCACCCUAGCGUCCAGCGAGAGCGAAAGCAAAGAUUGCAGCUUCCCGUGUGACGACUCGUCCAGCGACAUACGGUCACUCAACCUGCCUGAUGAGCUGCUGUCUUUUGACUAUAGCGUGCCCGAGAUCCUAAACACAGUGACAAGCGUGGAUUAUUUCUAUGACCUCAAAACUUUCAAUGAGGACCCCAAGUGGGAUUUGGAGCUGGUGCUGCAGCCUCCCCAAACCAGUGGGUCGCUCCAGGGCCCCAGGCAAGAGCCUCAAGGAAAAAGGAAGCACAGCAAUGCAUCCACUAAGAAAGGAAAGCAGAAAGACAGCAAGAAUAAACCUGCCUCUACACAGGGUAGCAGCACCCCAGACAGGCAGGAGUGCCCGGUGACAGGCACCUGACUAGCACUUUUGGAGCAGCUGUGCGGAAGCACAACUGGGCUGGAGCAGGGCUAGGUGGUUGCAGUUGGUGACUGGACCAUCCCACUGUUAUUCUAUUAAAAGCGAUCUAUCCGGAACCCCAAUCUGUGCCCGCAUUUACAAGAAGGUUCUAAGUGUGUCACACACACUGCGGUAGAGGGGAAGGAGAUGAAAAAGGGCCAGGUGUCUGCAAGGGUCAUUAAAACCCGCAGACCGAGUCCAACAUCAGGCAUUCAUCAUUCCCAGAUAUUACAGUUGGUCAAUGAGUUACAGGUCUCUUAGACAAUAUAUAUAUGUAUCUGUGCAUGACUAAUGCAGACUGUUUCCUUAACUGCCUUUCGGGGAUGCAUUCAGGGCUGGUUCCCAGAAGUGCAGAAAAUCCCUAGGGAAAUUAAUUGGCUUUCCUUCUUCAAAGAAAGCAGGUUUCAACAAAAACCGGCGUCAGUCAGUGCAAAGGGGGGAUUUAUUCCAGUCGCGGGUGCCUUAAGCGCCUGCAAAGUGGGUGUGUCAAGUACAGUGCAGGAUGGUGAGAUUAGACACCCCCAUUGGACAACCCCCUUGGACCAUCCAAGGUGCUGGGCUGUGGAAAAGGAGGCCCUCAGUGAAAGCACUGAAGCCGGCAGUCCUGCCCAGCCCGGAAUGCAUGGCAGUGGAUUGCCAGCUGGGGGUUCUAACCCACGCUGGUCAUGGGAGUGUGGAUCCAGCAAGCGGAUCGUGGGGAGAUGGCAAUGGAGCACCAGGCACAGUAGUAUGGUCUCAGAGGGCAUGAUGACUAGACUCGCUGUAACUAUUACAGAGCUCCCUUCGAAUGAAGUUUAGAGGAGCUGGGUAGAGACGAUGUAACCCCCACUUCCAUCCCACUCUGCUCAGAGUGUAAAUUAGUUCUCAGCAGCUCCUCUAUGCCCACCCCUAGGAUCUCCUCCUCUGUGACUCCCCUUCACCCACGUGCCCCACAAUUGGGAUGCAACUGGUCACAUCAUGGGCCCUGGGCACACAACGAGGCCCCAGAUCCUUGGUGCUGGGCCGGGCGGCAGCGUCUGGUGUGUGCAGUGGGGAGAGGAUAUCCCUUCUUCCCCUCUCGACGCAGGACAGAGGUAGUUGAGAAGAUGGGGGCCAAGGGAAAAGGAGGAAGAGGAAGUAGCUGCGGCCGCUACUGCUUGGAGGCUGGGGGAGAGUCUGCAGGUGGCAGCAGGUGCCUCUGCCGGAGUUUGCCUCCUGCUUCUUACUAGCUGGUUCUGGGGUGCAACCGAUCAUGCAUUUAAGGUGUGAACGCUGUGCUGGCCUGGUGCAUAGAUCACCCCACUGCAGAGCCUGGCCGGGGUGACUCAGCUUCUCUCUGCUGCAAUGUUGGAGCCAGUGAGGAUCAUUGUCCUUGGUGACUUCGCAGUCCAUGCAAACAAUGACUCGUGGGGGUUAGUUCAGUAUCUCAGGGCUGCCACCACAACCUGGGGGCAGAGCCAGCUGUUUUCUGGCUCUGCACUUAGAGCAGGCCACAAGCUGGCAGUCACAGAGCAGGUGGAGGUUACAUCCUGGCCAUGGGCAGACUGUUCCUUCACUUGGUGAGAGCCUGUUUCCUGGGCCAUCCUCUGAGAUUAAAGGAACCAGUCCACUUCCAGGGGGUUCACGGGCACCUUCCUCCGAAGCAUCUGGAACUAGCCCCUGCUGGAGACAGGAUAGUGGACUAGAUGGACCACAGGUCUGACGUUCCCUCCUUCCUAGAGUACUGCUUCACGCAGACACCUUGUUACAUCGCCAUUCAGAAGCCAGUGCAGACUCCCGACUGGUUUCUAGGUGGGAUUGAUAGUGCCAGGUUUGAUCCAUAAAGCCCUGAACAGUUUGGGACCUUGCUACUCCUUACAUCUCCAUGCUACGCCAUCACAGUUGCAAUUUGCAGGGGCCCAGAAGCCAACAGGCCCCCAGCUUAAGCCGGUGGCAGGGGACAUCUUCCAUCUAGGGAGCCUAGAUGUAGGUACUCACUCCUCCUCCUUUGUUCCAAAACAGCCCAGAAUGGAUGAGCUCCAGACUCAUCUUGUGCCCCAGCUUUUCCCCAGAGGGGCAAGUUAAGGGAUAAGGGUUGGUUGGCUGGAGGAGCCAAUUAAGUUGGGGCAGUUCAGUGAACUGGGUGAUUUAUAUUUCAAAAGAUGGGGUCAGUGGGCAAGUGUUUAUGUGAA